Molecule: messenger RNA, 1245 nt
Organism: Vitis vinifera (wine grape)
Lineage: Eukaryota; Viridiplantae; Streptophyta; Magnoliopsida; Vitales; Vitaceae
Product: equilibrative nucleotide transporter 3
Exons: 9
Coding region: 1-1245 (414 amino acids)
Biological process (GO): nucleoside transmembrane transport
Cellular component (GO): plasma membrane
Molecular function (GO): nucleoside transmembrane transporter activity
Source: RefSeq, a predicted model, not a curated record
AUGACUAAUGGAAGUGCAUCUCCAACGAAGGGAAAGUUUACUGCAAUGUUGAUAUGUUGGAUUCUGGGAAUUGGGUCUGCUAUAUCAUGGAACAGUUUGAUGACAAUUGGAGAUUACUACUACAAGUUGUUCCCACGAUACCAUCCUGAAAGGGUUCUUACGAUUGUUUUACAACCAUUUGCGCUUGGAACAAUGGCUAUAUUAUUUUACAAGGAGGCAACGAUUAACACCCGAAAAAGAAACUUAAUCGGAUAUAUUCUUUUUUGUACGAGCACUCUUAUGCUCAUUGUGUUAGAUUUAGCGACAUCAGGCCGAGGAGGGAUAACACCUUACAUUGGCAUAUGUGCCAUUGUGGGUGCUUUUGGAGUUGCUAGUGCACUAGUUCAAGGUGGGAUGACUGGAGAUCUAUCUUUCAUGUGUCCGGAGUUUAUUCGUUCCUUUCUAGCUGGUUUGGCUGCAUCAGGGGUUUUAACAUCUGCUUUGAGGCUUGUGACAAAAGCUGUCUUUCGUAAAUCUAACGAUGGGGAACGCAAUGGUGCAAUGCUAUUCUUAGGAAUCACUACAUUUGUGGAGUUUCUAUGUACUCUCCUCUAUGCAUUCUUUUUCCCCAAACUACCAAUUGUGAAGUUCUAUCGCUCAAAGGCAGCCUUAGAAGGAUCACAAACUGUUUCUGCCGACCUAGCUGUUGUUGGGAUCCAAACAGAACAAAACGAAGAAGAUGGUGAUGAUACUCAGCAACAGGAGCGGUUGAGCAAUAAACAAUUAUUCUUCCAAAACAUAGAUUAUGCAUUGGAAGUGUUUCUAGGACACCUGGUGACAUUGUCAAUUUUCCCUGGUUUCUUGUUUGAAAACACCGGCAAACACCAGUUAGGAUCUUGGUACCCACUUGUUCUCAUAACAAUGUACAAUGUAUGGGAUAUGUUAUCUAGGUACAUUCCAAUUGUGAAAUGUCUGAGGCUAUCAAGGAGAGGUCUUAUGGUUGGAGUUCUAGCACAAUUUUUAUUAAUACCUGCAUUUUAUUUCACGGCAAAAUAUGGUGAUCAAGGAUGGAUGAUAUUGCUUACAUCAUUCCUAGGUGUAUCUAAUGGUUAUCUUACUGUUUGUAUAUUUACUGAUGCACCCAAAGGCUACAAGGGGCCGGAGCAAAAUGCCUUGGGUAAUAUGCUCACAUUGUGCCUUCUUUGUGGCAUAUUUGCAGGUGGGGCCCUUGGUUGGUUAUGGCUCAUUGGUAAUGAAAGCUUUUGA